Penicillium subrubescens is the source of this 1933-nucleotide messenger RNA. RefSeq names its product DUF2841 domain-containing protein. The record is from RefSeq and is a predicted model, not a curated record. The coding region runs from base 275 to 1657 and encodes 460 amino acids. Lineage: Eukaryota; Fungi; Ascomycota; Eurotiomycetes; Eurotiales; Aspergillaceae. The transcript is spliced from 5 exons.
GUAUAACUACGCUGCAACCCAUCCUGUCCCCUGCAAAUGGUGGCGGAAAUUAUAUCCAUCGGCGUCUUGCAGUCUCUUCCGGGGUCUCCCUCCGGCCAGAUUAUUCUACUGCUUUCGAAAAGAAAAAUCAUAUACCCCUGAAGCGCCCCGCGUCUUCGAUUAGUCUCAAGCGUCCCCAAAGCUACCCCGACCGUGAAGUGUAUCAACAUCAAUACUGUUUCGACUCGACACGGACGACAUCAAAGUUUUAUACGGGACUGCAAGAAUAUAUGCUAUGGACAUGAAUCGACCACAUCUAGGCAUUGGCGAUGGUCUUGAACGAAGGCAUUCGGACACAUCUGUGCUUCAAACAACCCAGAUGGUAUUUAAGAGACCCGCUCCAACAAUGGAAUUCCCACCACACCCGCACUAUGCCAUGAUAUAUCUCGAUCAUAAUGGGGAACUUCGAGUGAAAGCAUCUGCCUCAAUUGCCGGCUGUGGUGGCGCCAUCUUCACCCCAGAGGUGACGGACAACUUUGUGAAAUUGGCGGCUCCAAGCCCCAUGGCCAACAUGCAAUUCCACCCGAGUCCCAACCACAUGGCGGAACGGUCACCGUUCUGCGUUCAGCCAGGCCCUGGCCUUGUACAUGCCGGACAGACGAGGCCUGCCGAGCUGAUACCAUGUCAGUUCCUUGAUCAAAAUAAGAGACGACGACGCGACUCGAGGAGAGCGAGCACAUCCCAGUAUAGACCCAAAUCCACGUCCCCAUCGCCUAAUCCUCGAUCAGGACAUACGGUGCUCCGCGUUGGGGACCGGGACCUUCUACGACGAUACUAUGAAAAGGCAUUCGAAGACUUCCAGCAAUUGAAUUGCAGAGCUAUUGCCAAAUCCUACAUCAAGCUCGUGGAACCAAGGAAACAGGUUCACUUUCCGUACAAUGGACGUAAAGUCAUUGCCGGUGUAUCGCAGCGUGUGGAUCCGGAGCAGACCAAGCCAGCCUGGUGGCCUGUAGGUGUUUUGCACCGAGAGCCAGAUCAUCUUCUCAAGCGAGACCGCUUGAAGCUUCUUGUGCAUAUACUCUGUGAGCUCAAGGACAGCCACGGCGUCACUGCUGAUAAAUUACGCGAAGCUGGACAGGACGUUCGCCGUCAGAUUACUCCUGGGCAUCGGCUUCAAGUACUCGAUGAAAUUUACUUCGUGCGAGAGAUGGAAGAGAGAUAUCUUGAUGGCGAUCUAGAUGCAAAUGCCCGCCUUCAGGUUAUCCACACUCAUCUUCCAGAGGCUAUUUGCCAGGAAGAUGAGUUGUCCCCGAGCAUCUACGUCGCGCCUAUUACAGCCCUAGAUGACGAAACAGAUGGCCAAGAUGCGCAAGCCUUUCGAGCUGAACCCAGCCUUCAAUUGGAUGACGGUGCUCAAUUGGGACAUUCAAUGCCGUUAUCCCCGACAGCAAGCGACUCAAGUGGUCCCCAAAGCCCAACCUUUGGAGCAUAUCCUGCCGCCAUGGGUCCAGGCGUGAUUGCUCAGGAGUCUCCAACCACGAUCAAACAUAUGCCCACGGAGCCAACUUAUCUACCGGGGUACUAUGGCCAGCAGUUCAUGCCCACUGAAAAGACUGCUCCUGGGGGCUACUGGCCUGGUGUCACGAAUGUCCCCCAGGUUUCCCCUUUUGGAUACUAAAAUAAAUCAGGGGGUUUUGAUAUUUUCUCUUCAUUUUGGGUAAAGGGAGGAAUUUUGGAGAUGCAACGAUUCACGAAUACGACUGAGAGCAUUUUUUUUUGGGAAGGCUGUUUGGAAACAUUUUCUGGGUUGCAAUUUGUCGUUUUUGUUAUGUUUUAUCUCAAGUUGUACUACAAUGAAUAAUUAUCGAGAUGAAAGGUCAGAUUGACAGUACAAUAAUGGAGCUCUUGAUAGAUGGAGUAGAGCUGUAUAAUUGCAAAGAGCUCAAGUUUCUUG